Messenger RNA from Chrysoperla carnea, 1667 nucleotides. Its product is annotated as solute carrier family 22 member 1-like. Gene Ontology annotation, molecular function: transmembrane transporter activity. NCBI's taxonomy places the organism in Eukaryota, Metazoa, Arthropoda, Insecta, Neuroptera, Chrysopidae. Gene Ontology annotation, cellular component: membrane. The transcript has 9 exons. The coding region runs from base 33 to 1667 and encodes 544 amino acids. The record is from RefSeq and is a predicted model, not a curated record. Gene Ontology annotation, biological process: transmembrane transport.
AAUAUACGUUUUUAUUCAUUAUAACUAGUAAAAUGAGUGAAUUUAAACAAAAAACAACAAAUAUCGAUGAAAUUCUUAAACAACUUGGAUGGUUUGGGAGGUAUCAACAGAAACGUUGGAUAUUAUUUAUAAUUAUUAUAUGGGUAUUGUUAUUAACCGAAUUUAGUUAUGUAUUUUCAACAAUUAAUCCAAAAUACAGAUGUUUGGUACCAGAUUGUGAAACAGCGUCCAACACUGAAUAUAAACCAGUAUGGUUAAGUAAUGCUGUGCCUUUCAAAGGAAAACAGCCAUCCAGAUGUAAACGAUUUCAAAUUAAAGCGGAUAAAGAACAUAGGUCAACAGGAGAAUGUGAUUCAGAUUUAUUUAAUUACAAUGUUAUUGAAGACUGUGAUGAAUUUGUAUAUGAUACCAAACAUACAACAAUUAUUCAGGAUUUCAAUUUACUAUGUGAAAAAGUUUGGAUGAUUGCAAUACCUGGGUCACUUCAUGCUAUUGCAUUAUUUUUGGCUUUACCAACAACUGGGUACAUCGCAGACAGGAUUGGAAGAAAGAAAGUUAUAAUUUUUGGUGUAGUGCUAGGGGGAUUAUUCUGUUUUAUCAAAUCGUUCUCUAUAUCAAUUUCGAUGUUUGUAAUUUGUGAAUUCUUACAAGCUGCAAGUGCUGGUGGAUCAUUUACAUCAGUUUAUACUUUAAUUGCAGAAUUUACUCCAGCAGAAAACCGUCUUUUGGGUUGUGUUAUAUCAUUUGGAUGCCUAUCUCUUGCACAAAUGUCCAUAGCAGGAAUUGCUUGGAUGAGUAAUUCAUGGCGUUUAUUUCUACGUUUGGUAACAAUACCAACUGCGUUGGUAUUAUUUUUUAUGCCAUUUUUUUUGCCCGAAUCUAUUCGAUGGUUAAUAUCUCAAAAUAAAAUAAGUGAAGCUACUGCUAUUUUGGAAAAUAUUGCUCAAGAAAAUGGUACUGAACUAAAGGAAGAACAUAAGUUGCAAUUAAAAGUUAUGCUUGAUAAUUCAAAGGAUUCAAACAAAAUUCGUAACGAAUCACUAAAAGACGUUUUUAAAAGUAUUCCCAUGGUUAUACGAUUAGUAACAUGUUCAAUUUGCUGGAUAAGCUGUACAUUUAUAUAUCAUGGUCUUUUUAUAAUGGCUGGUGAAAUAUCUGGAUAUCGAUAUUUAAAUUUUAUUCUAGUUGGAUUAGCUGAAAUGCCUGGAUCUAUCAUUUGUUACGUUUCUUGUAAUCGGUAUGGCCGAAGAUUGACUAUGAGCGUGGGAUUAAUAACAGUUGGUAUUUGUUGUGGAUUUUAUAUAUUUAUACCUGAUGGACAUUGGCUAAGAUUAAUAAUGUUUUUAUUGAGUAAAAGUGCGAUUACUGCAGCGUUAGGAACUUUAUAUAUUAUUGUAGCGGAAAUGUACCCAACAUCAUUUCGGGUAACAUUAAUAAAUGGAUGUUCAAUGUUUGGACGUAUUGGUCAGUUAAUAACACCAACAAUGCCAAUUUUGGCCACUUACUGGAAUAUAUUGCCAAUAUUGAUAUUCAGCUUAGUAUCAACAACUGCAGGAUUCCUGUCACUUAUACUACCGGAAACUUUAAAUACAACUCUACCAGAUACAAUUGAAGAAGCGGUCAAUAUUAAUAAAAAAACUGUGAUUAAUCCCUUACUUUAUGGUUAA